ACGUUCACCUGAACCCGUCGCCGAGCUCGUAAAGCGUGCACCCGAACCUGUAGCUGAGCAUGAAAAACGUGCACCCGUCUAUGAUCAAUUUGAUUACUCUGGUUCUUAUCUAACGGCACCACCAGCAUACAAACAUUAA
Ambispora leptoticha is the source of this 139-nucleotide messenger RNA. The record is from the annotation of a GenBank genome assembly. NCBI's taxonomy places the organism in Eukaryota, Fungi, Glomeromycota, Glomeromycetes, Archaeosporales, Ambisporaceae.